CAUUAUGCACCACUAGCACAGCAGUCGUUUAAUUCACCAUGUGCCGGCAUACUGUGAUUAUAGUGCGCUUAACCUUUGCAGCAGCGUUGCUGUACUAUGUUUACGGUCAAGCGGGAUACUUCGUUCCCGCAGGUGGUGCUCCCUACGGCGGCGGUGGUUACGGAGGAUAUGGCGGCUACGGUGGUGGAUAUCCGGGUUAUGGCGGUGGAGGUUACGGAUAUGGGCUCCCGCCGGGAUGCUACGGCUCUCAGCAGUACGGAGCAUAUCCACCAUACGGAGGCUACGGCGGAGGUUACGGUGGAUACGGUGGCGGAUACGGAGGUUACGGCUACAACAGCAGUGCCUACAACGCCAGUUACACCACUUGCUCCUACAACUACACCAUCCCACAGGCCAUCGUCGUCAAACUAGUGUCCAGUUCCUUCACGGGCAUGGACGUCACGCUGCCGCCAGUGAAUUUCACCUCGUACAAUAUUCCGUACUACCCACCGCCUCGCUAUUAUCCCCCACCCGUUCGCCGGCCUCCACCGUACGGUCAGAGCUAUGUACCGCCCCCCGGACCACCCGCCUACCGGCCUCCAGGACCACCAUCGGCCGGCUAUGCGUCCCCCUAUCUUCCUCGCUUGGGAGCGCUACCGGCGGCGGCGUCAGACGCCCCAUACGGAGCGGCUUAUGCGGAUCCGGGCGCGCGAGCUACCCAGCCGGAAUUUCCGCCCACAUACUCGCAGAAUUCUUACACGGGUCCCCAGCAAUAUCCCUAUAAUGUGUACGAUCGGGCCAAUGUGCAUGGAUUAGUUUCAAAAUAAUGCACGAGCUUUCCGUGCGCUCAAUAAAAUUCCGUGAAUUUUAUCUAGA
Paramacrobiotus metropolitanus is the source of this 855-nucleotide messenger RNA. RefSeq names its product prisilkin-39-like. Lineage: Eukaryota; Metazoa; Tardigrada; Eutardigrada; Parachela; Macrobiotidae. The coding region runs from base 39 to 806 and encodes 255 amino acids. The record is from RefSeq and is a predicted model, not a curated record. The transcript is spliced from 2 exons.